Brassica rapa (field mustard) is the source of this 612-nucleotide messenger RNA. Its product is annotated as 50S ribosomal protein 6, chloroplastic. Gene Ontology annotation, biological process: translation. Gene Ontology annotation, cellular component: chloroplast; ribosome. Gene Ontology annotation, molecular function: structural constituent of ribosome; rRNA binding. NCBI's taxonomy places the organism in Eukaryota, Viridiplantae, Streptophyta, Magnoliopsida, Brassicales, Brassicaceae. The record is from RefSeq and is a predicted model, not a curated record.
CAUGGAGAAGAUAUGGUCUUCUCUAAUCCGAAGCUAGAGGCUCUCAUACUCACUUCCACUGCAGCAGAAAGAGAUAAGACGAAACAAUGUCUGUGUCAGCGAUCUUUGGCACCGGAAUCGCCACCGUCGCUUCUUCUCCUGCUCUCCGCCAGUUUCAGGUUCCGAAACUGGGAAACGGAGAAGGAGUGGGAGGAGGAUUGGGGAUGGUGAUAGAGUGUUCGUCGAGGCCGCAGAAGAAAUCGACGGCUCAUCACAGGAAGACGAGGCCGAAGAAGACGCAGCCUUGGGACAUUAAGAGGAAGCCCACCGUUUACGCUCCUCUUCCUCCUCUCCCUCCGGAUUGGUCUCCUCUCGCUCUUUCUUCCGACGACGGUGGUGCCACCGCCGCCGUCGCAGGAGAUUUGGUUUCAGGCGGUGCCGCCGCCUAGUUAUGAGUUGUCUACUGUUCGGGUGUUGGAACCUAGUUGAGAAGUCAUGUUGCUAUCUGUUUCUGUUAAUGUGUUUCUUCAGUUUUUCAUUAUGUCUGUUUCUUCUUAUUGACUUGUCUGAACGGUGUAUGAAUGGACCAAACUGCGAAUUUUUAAAGCUUCAAGCUUUUUCCUCUGUUUUUUG